Tetrahymena thermophila SB210 is the source of this 477-nucleotide messenger RNA. RefSeq lists its product as hypothetical. NCBI's taxonomy places the organism in Eukaryota, Ciliophora, Oligohymenophorea, Hymenostomatida, Tetrahymenidae. The transcript has a single exon. The record is from RefSeq and is a predicted model, not a curated record.
AUGAUGGAAAUUAUACUCAAUAUGAAUUUGAUGUUAUUAGUAGAAGAUAAUUUAAAUAUUUUAUAGAUUUAUUCUUUUUUGAAAAGCUAAUAAAUGUCAACUCAAUCAAAAGCUUUGAUGAAUAAAAACAAAAAUUUUAAUUUAUUUUCAUCGGGAAAAAGAAUGAAUACAAUAAAGUAUAUAGAACAUUUGUUGAACUUUCAAAAAAAAAUUUUUUAUAUACAUUUAUAGAAAGUGAAAAUCAAGAGAUUUUAAGUAGAUUUUUUAUUUAACAAGAUUAAAGCGAUUAAAAUGGAAAAGAGAGCGAAAGUGAAGCAGCUUAUUUAAUAAUUGUUAGAAAAUAUGAUAAAUUUGAUAAAUAUUUAAGAGUGUUGUAUGAUAACGAUAAGGCAGUAGAAAGAACUAUUAAGUUCUUUGAAGACAAUUAAAAACCAUAUCGCUUAUACACAUUUAAUCACAGAGUAAGAAAAUAUUUGA